GACAAACUUAUAAAAUGACUACCGGCUGAUGUUACCUGUUUAUUGUUCACAAUAGUCUUUGAUUUGGCUAUAAAAUAUCGAUGGAAUUAAAUACAGGAUUAUAAAUGCAGAGUAUGUGCCAUUUUUGUGAAAACGAGCACUAUCAUUUUAAUAGAGAUUAGCAAAAUAUUGGCCGAUUUCGUCUAGUCUUCAACUCAUCGAACGACGUAACACUUCACACCAUGGCAGCAGAAGGACCAAACCCCUAUACUCACAUCUUGAAAGAUAUCAAGAUCGGAGAAAACCUGUACAAGUAUUAUGACUUACUCUCUCUUAAGGAUAAUCGUUAUGAACGGCUGCCAUUCAGCAUUCGUGUUUUGCUGGAAUCUGCUGUAAGGAACUGUGAUAAUUUUCAGGUGAAAGAAGAGGAUGUCUUGAAGAUUCUAGACUGGGAAACUAAUCAAGCAGAUGCCAAGGGUGUAGAGGUACCUUUCAAACCUGCAAGAGUAAUCCUUCAGGAUUUCACUGGUGUGCCGGCAGUAGUGGAUUUUGCAGCCAUGCGUGAUGCUGUCAAAGAACUGGGUGGCGAUCCACAGCGCAUCAAUCCUAUUUGUCCUGCAGACCUUGUCAUUGAUCAUUCCGUCCAAGUAGAAUUUUCGCGAACACGUGUUGGGGACGACCCAGGAGGUGGGGAAAAGUUGACUGAUGACACAUGUGGGAAUUGUUCAUCUUAUGGGCAACCUGGUUGUCAGUCUGCUGGUUCUGGAGGGAAGAGGCCAGGUGGCCGUAGUACCUCUAGACUUCAACGCCUUCGUCAUCCAAACUCUCAGGGAUGCCGAUCUCGUCCUACCUCCCCUGUGGUUCACACACGGCCUUCAAGCCCUGCAUUGUACCCAUCAUCACAGCCUGUUUACAUGAUGCCUUCCUCUGUUGCAAUUACUGGUCCAGUCAUGGUUGGUGUACAGCAACCUAUGGCUUUUUCUUGUGCUACUCCAUCAGUUGGGACUACUUUAAAUCAAGCGAUGACGCACAUGUCUCUAAGUGAUCCUGUGACUGGACUUCCAACAUAUCAGCAUGCAAAUUAUGGGGCUGGUUAUCCCCCUCCAGUAUUUCCUCCUCCCCAUUCAUCCCAUAUAGGCAUAAAUCCUCAAGCAACUAAUGCAAGUUAUUACACUGGGCCACCUUAUAUGCAUCUUUCUAGUAACAGGUCAAACAGUAGACCUGUGACUCCAGACAGACAGAAUGUUUCAGACAGUGAUAAAUGUUGUUUUAGUGGUACUGAUAUUGAAGAUAUUUCCUUGAGGCCAAGGUCACGUGGCCAUAGACUCAUGGGCAGAAGAAAAGUGGAAAGUGCAGAGGACAGCACAUUUUCAGAUACCUGUAGUACCAAGAGCGAUAUUUCUCAGACCCCAUCAUUACGGUUACCUGUAUCAUCAUUGCCAUCACCUCUUGAUGCACCAGGGAUUCCCAUUCAAGAUGAAGUUUGUCCAUUCCAUGAACGCACUUCAGAAUGGUCUGAUGCUUUGCAAAAGAACCAGGAGAUUGAGUUUGAGCGGAAUAGUGAACGAUUUGUCUUCCUGAAGUGGGGAGCCCAAGCUUUAAAAAAUAUGCUUAUUGUACCUCCUGGCUCAGGAAUUGUUCAUCAGGUUAAUUUGGAGUACCUGGCUCGUGUGGUAUUCGAUGAAGGAAUGCUGCUAUUUCCUGACUCUUUAGUAGGCACAGAUUCUCACACAACGAUGAUUAAUGGAUUAGGCGUUGUUGGCUGGGGAGUUGGAGGUAUUGAAGCUGAAGCAGUGAUGCUAGGACAAGCAGUGUCCAUGGUGCUUCCCAAAGUACUAGGUUAUCGUAUUACAGGCACACUUUCACCCUUAGCCACCUCUACGGAUGUUGUACUGACAAUUACAAAGCAUCUCAGACAAAUAGGAGUAGUUGGGAAGUUUGUGGAGUUUUAUGGACCAGGAGUUAAACAGUUAUCCUUAGCUGAUCGUGCCACGAUCUCCAAUAUGUGUCCAGAGUAUGGUGCAACUAUAGGUUUCUUUGCAGUUGAUGACACUACUAUUCAUUAUCUUCGACAAAGUAAUCGAGAUGAGGAAAAAAUUGCCAAAGUAGAAGCUUACCUUAAAGCUGUUAAAAUGUUCCGCAAUUUUUGUGAUGCUACUCAGGACCCUGUUUUUAGUGAGGUGGUUGAAAUGGACCUUUCCGAAGUAGUACCAUCAGUAUCUGGACCUAAGAGACCACAUGAUAGAGUACCUGUUUCUUCCAUGCUUGAGGACUUCAGACUUUGUCUGGGAAAUAAAGUUGGUUUCAAAGGUUUUGGUCUUCCACCUGAACAGCAUGACAAAACUGUUCCAUUUGUUUACCAAGGACAGGAGUAUACUCUGAAGCAUGGGUCUGUGGUUAUUGCAGCCAUUACAUCAUGUACAAAUACCAGCAACCCCUCUGUUAUGCUUGGAGCAGGCAUGCUUGCAAAGAAUGCUGUAGAGGCUGGCCUUUCAGUGUCUCCUUUCAUCAAGACAUCUCUGUCACCUGGGUCUGGGGUUGUUACUCAUUACCUGCAGCACUCUGGGGUCAUCCCAUACCUAACAAAGCUUGGAUUUGACAUUGUGGGAUAUGGAUGUAUGACCUGCAUUGGGAAUUCCGGUCCUAUCCCCGAGCCCAUAGUGGAAGCAAUUGAGAAGAAUGACUUGGUUUGCUGUGGUGUACUAUCUGGCAAUCGUAAUUUUGAAGGCAGAAUCCAUCCAAACACCCGGGCCAAUUACCUUGCAUCUCCACUGUUGGUUAUUGCUUAUGCUUUGGCUGGACGAGUUGACAUAGACUUUGAAAAGGAACCAAUUGGUUAUAAUGGUGGAGAUCCUGUGUACCUCAGAGAUAUUUGGCCAACUCGUACAGAUAUUCAGGAAGUUGAGCAAAAGCAUGUUGUUCCAGCCAUGUUUAAAGAAGUUUACUCUCGUAUUACUACUGGAAAUGAACGAUGGAACAAAUUAGAGGCUCCAGAAGGAAUGUUGUAUCCCUGGGAUAGCUCCUCAACCUACAUCAAGAAUCCACCUUUCUUCCAAGGAAUGACAAAGGAGGUGCCUCCAGUUCGUAGCAUUCAGAAUGCAUAUGUUCUUCUUAAUCUUGGAGAUUCUGUAACUACAGAUCACAUAUCACCGGCUGGUUCAAUUGCUCGUAAUUCUGCUGCUUCCAGAUAUUUAGCAUCUCGUGGUCUGACACCUCGUGAAUUCAACUCGUAUGGUUCUCGGAGGGGUAAUGAUGCUGUAAUGGCUCGAGGAACAUUUGCAAAUAUUCGAUUGGUUAAUAAGUUCAUUGGAAAGGCUGGACCUCGAACAAUCCACAUUCCUUCAGGCGAAGAGUGUGAUGUUUUUGAUGCUGCAGAAAGGUACAAAGCAGAUGGACAGCCUGUGAUCAUCAUUGCUGGAAAGGAGUAUGGCUCAGGUUCAUCUAGGGACUGGGCUGCUAAGGGUCCUUUCCUUUUGGGAGUUCGUGCUGUAAUAGCUGAAUCCUAUGAGCGUAUCCAUCGAAGCAACUUAGUUGGCAUGGGUAUAAUUCCCAUGCAGUUUCUGGAAGGCCAAAAUGCCUCAUCUUUACAGCUCACUGGCAAGGAGACUUACACUAUUAAUCUGCCCAGUGAACUUACUACAGGAAUGGUGGUAACUGUUCAGGUUGGAGAUGGACGGUCAUUUGAAGCCCUCGUUCGUUUUGACACGGAAGUAGAAUUGACUUACUUCCGAAAUGGUGGCAUCCUUAAUUACAUGAUACGCAAGAUGAUCCAGGAGUAAUUUUUCUCUGCAAUGUGUGAUGUAAGAUAGUUUUGCAGAUUUAUUUUGAAUUGCAUUCAGUUGACAUUUUGUUUAAAGUUUGCUAAGUGUAGAGGGUUAAUAUGUAUCAAUUAAUUGUCCACUUCUUGAAUUAUGCUUCUGGUUUAAACCUUUCUUUGUGCUAUAACUCAUUGGGAAAGGAAAUUAUGAGGUGCAUGUACAGAUAUAGUUAAGAUGUAGGUAAUGACUAGACUGAGAUAAAUAUUGUUGUAAGGGAAUUAUUGGUUUCAGUUAAUAUAUUGUAACAAAUUCUUUUAAGAUUUUGUUUUUUGUUAAGGCAGGUUAGAAAUUAGUUUCUUUCAUAAAAUUGAUUAUUAUACUGUAGUUGAAUUGAAAAUUUUUUGCACAACUUAUUUUAUCUUAGAAUAAGAAUUACUGGCCAGAGUCCUAAGUGAUAUUUUUACUCUGUAGUGCCAGUAUGUACUAGUUGAGUUUGAAUUAUGGUAAUGUUAUUGUUACUCAAAAUACACUAUAUAUUGCUAUCCAGAUAGUAACCAUUUUAUGUCAACCUACAAUUUUUUGUCUUAUUAGUGUUUGCUUAGGUAUGUAUCAUUAGUUCUGUGCCGUAUGUAAGCAGAGCACUUUGUGAAGCCUCAUUUAAGCAUUUUGUAAUGUCUUAGGCUACAAGAAUUAUUUCAGUGUCUUAACUACAGCAAUUAUUUCAAUGUCAUAUUAGUUAGGGCCCUUGUGUUAUGAGAGAGAUAUAUAACACAUUUUCAUUAUUUCCUGGGACCAGUUUACCUUUAGAGCAUUUGUGUAUUAGCAGAUCACUUAUUUGUGUAUUUUGUUUUUCUUUAUGGACAAGCAUGAUUUUUGAUUGAUGAUGCAUUUAUAACCAGUGCUGUUUUAUUUAAAAUAAUUAGUGGUUGUAUAUAUGUUCUGUUACAUAUGAAAUAUUUAUCAGUAUAUUUAAAGAGAGUUGUUUUGGAUAUACUAAAGGCAUUGUGCUGUUGUUCAGUGCAGUGCCAGGGAAACAGUAUCAGCUUAGUUUUAUCCAGUGGAUGUAAUUUACAGAAUGCAUAUACUGUAAACACGACUUGGACUGAGAGUUGUUCCAAGAAAGUUUGCAUAAUGUAAGUUUGCUGUUUCCCUUAGGAUGUGUAAGAUACAUAAGUCUAGAAUAUUUUAUCGCAUAGCAAGUGCUGAGAAUGCUUCAACUGUUAAUGUGAAUAGAUAAUGCAAUAUUAAUCCAUUAUUACCUUACACUUGCAUGACUUCAUUGAACUGGCACCAAGUUUAGCAUCACCAGCUUCUGAUGAACUUACUGAUUUAUAAUGCUUUGAAGACUGAGGAUACCCAUUUUGCAUUACAUAUCUCUGUAGACAAUGACUUUCAAAUUCGUUGGAAAACCUAGUAAGUCAACCUUGAUUUAUUACACAUUUUCCCAAAUUCAUUGAUCUUUUGUUAUCACAGAAUGUAGGUUUAUGUGGCCCUUGCACAUUGUCAUCUUUGUGCUUUUUUGAGAGAACAAAAAGUAAAAUAUCUUGUUUAGGGUAUGACUAUUAGUUUCAUUACUGUUUCAUAUUUUAAUAUACUCUUGGAUAAAAUAGUUUCAGUGAUGUUAACCAGUGUCAAACUUUUUAUUAUUGAAGUGACUAGUAGUCAUGGUAAGGGGACUCUUGUAACAAAUAGUGGGUGUCUUCAUUAAGGUAGGUUCUGUGAUUCAGAUACUUGACCAAAUAAUUAGAGAGAAUAAUUUUCACUUAGAAAUUAGACUCUUUUGGCACAGAUUUGAAAGCUACUGUGUAACAUGUACAGCAUCUGUAUAAAUAUAAACUUAUAAGAGGUGAAUCUAACCAGUCUUUUUUAGCAUAAUUCAUUGAUAUUUGAGUUAGUGAUAUAUAAAUAUAAAUGUGAUGACUUGCAUAUGUUAUCUUAUUAACUGAAGUCUGUAUAUUUAUAUUUUAUCAGAGUUACACAGUGUGUACAGUAGUAAUGUAGAGCUCAAGAACUGCCAGAGAUAGUUUAUAGAGUGGGGGCAAUACCUAGUACAGGAAAGUUUUCACAUACACACUUCUUGUGUGUACUGUAUGUGAUUGUCAGUAAGUUUUCCUGUGAGGUAUUUCAUCUCAUUUCAAGAUUUUAAAAAUUUUAUGAAAUGAUACGUUUUAUACUUCCUUCUUUUAUUCUUGCUUAUGAACUUUUUACAUCAGACAGUUUUAACGGGCAUUAAGGCAUGUAAUAAGUGCUGCAAAUUAUUUUUUUUUUGGUACUUGUCCACGAGCUGAAUUGUCCUUUAAUGAUUUCAUUUGUAACUACAAUAAGUUUGACCAUUUUACCUGCUGGUGUACUGAUAAACGACACUUUAUUGUUAAUGUAAAGUGUUAUGUAAAUUGCAUUCCAUUUGAUUUUUUCAACUAAAUACACUGUAAAAUGAGAGGUAUAUGACUCAUAGUAUCAUGUCAUCUACACAGGUGUGUAUUUGAAAUAAAUAAAUGCACAAUCGAGUUUUUGUGGUACAAAUAAAAAUCUCUUUAGACUUCCUUAAGUUUUUCAGAUUUUUUUUUUUUAGAUCACCAACCAAUUACCAUAGAAGUACGGUAUUUACAUUUUUUAAUCUUAACUCACUGAAUAAUUUUAUUCUUAUGAAUGAAAGUAAUUGCUUGAUAUGCAACCAGUAUUGCUAAAAGUAAAACAGUUUUAGGAAAAAUAUUUGUUUUCACUUGUGUUUUUGCUCCUUACAGAAGGUAAUAAACAAAAUCAACUUGAGGUAGAUUUGUUUUGUACUUGAUGAAUAACAUUAUAUAUUUUCAUUUUUUGGUGAAAUACCGAACCCAAAGAGUGACUGAAGCCCUAAUAUAUAAAUUCAAACCAAUUUUUAUACUGUACAUUUAUACAAAUGGCCGGGUUCUUACUUUUCUUUUGAUUUUUGUUGAUAUAGAACUUCUAAGUACUCAUUAUACGUACUGUGUCUUGAGUAUUUUUGACCUGCAUUCUUAUAAAUGCUCUUGACAAUAACUGGCUUGAGAGUAAGGUGAUGGUAUUAAAAAAGAGAUUAUACAAGUAUUGAUCCUUCUGACAUUUUGUGAUACAACAUUGCAAGCAUAACUUCUCCACAAGUACUUAUAGGGCAAACUUUGAUAUUUCUUUCCUUCUUACUUGUUUAGAACUAUCUAACAUUGCUUUGAUCAAAGAGGAUUUCUUAAAAUUUUACUCUUAGAAAAGCCAGAGAUCAAGGAAUGAAACUUGGCUCUAUUAAAUGUCAUUACUGCUCAAGCUUCAUCAUCAUUACCUCUGUACGAUACUUAAGUCUAAUUUUUUCUGUAUUGGGAUAAUUUUUAUAAAAGCUAAGUUGAAUAAAUACUACAUGCAUA
Molecule: messenger RNA, 7111 nt
Organism: Macrobrachium nipponense
Lineage: Eukaryota; Metazoa; Arthropoda; Malacostraca; Decapoda; Palaemonidae
Product: cytoplasmic aconitate hydratase-like
Exons: 21
Coding region: 222-3758 (1178 amino acids)
Biological process (GO): citrate metabolic process; tricarboxylic acid cycle
Cellular component (GO): mitochondrion; cytosol
Molecular function (GO): iron-responsive element binding; 4 iron, 4 sulfur cluster binding; aconitate hydratase activity
Source: RefSeq, a predicted model, not a curated record